Messenger RNA from Fragaria vesca subsp. vesca, 2110 nucleotides. RefSeq lists its product as uncharacterized. NCBI's taxonomy places the organism in Eukaryota, Viridiplantae, Streptophyta, Magnoliopsida, Rosales, Rosaceae. The transcript has 6 exons. The record is from RefSeq and is a predicted model, not a curated record. Bases 336 to 1562 code for a protein of 408 amino acids.
GCCCAUCCAUUUAUUCAGAACCUUUGCUUCCUCCAUUUUUCCUUUCUCUGUUUCCUCUGCCUGAACUGAUAUUACCAAUUUACCCCUGAAAACCUUCCUUUGCCAGACCUAUACCUCCUCUCCCAGAUCCAUUUCAGUCCCGGCCUCCAUUCUAGGGUUUUGCCAUUUCCGUUUUCUGCGAUCUGAUUCGUUUCCACUUCGCACCGAUUUCACAACAGACGCUGUGACGAUCGAGUAACUGCUUCCCGAUUCCGAUUUCGUUGACUUUAUCGAGGGUUUAAGAGCUCCGAUAACGAACCGGAUUCACGGUUUCCGGCGUAGCUGUAGUUUGAGAUAUGUUGGGGACGGGAUUACAGGUGACGCGUGCUCGCGGCGAAGAUCGAUUUUACAAUCCGGCCAGAGCGCGCAGGGCUCACCAGAACCAGAAGGCCGCCGAGCAACUCCGACGAGCUCAGAGCGACGUCACGUCCAGUCAAUCGCAUGCGAUUAAAGGCAGCAGCAACCUGAACCGGGAACCGGAGAACCGGGCCGGGCCGGUUGAGCAUCAUCCCAAACCGGUGGCUGUUCCAGCUGGCGAGCCGGUGGUUAAGCCGUUGAGUAAUCUCGAGCGGUUCUUGCAGUCCAUUACGCCCUCAGUUCCUGCUCAGUAUCUCUCUAAGACGACGAUGAGAGGAUUGAGUACAUGUGACGUGGAGUUUCAGCCGUACUUUGUUCUUGGUGAUCUGUGGGAGUCGUUCAAGGAGUGGAGUGCUUAUGGUGCCGGAGUGCCGCUGAUUUUGAACGAUAGUGACUCUGUUGUUCAGUACUAUGUUCCUUAUUUAUCCGGUAUUCAAAUAUACGGCAACUCUAUGAAGGUGUCCUCUAAGUCAAGGCGACCAGAUGAGGAUAGUGACAGUGAUUUUAGGGAUUCUAGUAGUGAUGGUAGCUGUGAUUCUGAAUCGGAUAAAUAUUUGAGGAAGCAGCGGAAUCAUCAAAUGCUGUCUAGUGAAAUUCCUCAAAGGUUAGAAAGAAUAGCUCUGAGAGAUCAGCAUUAUCCACUUCAUGAGGACUGCUCUAGUGAUGAGGGUGAACCUGUAAAUUCACAAGGUUGCUUAUUAUUUGAGUAUUUUGAACGUGAUGUUCCUUAUUGCCGUGAGCCUUUAGCUGAUAAGAUAUUGGAUCUUGCGUUUCGUUUUCCGGAGCUGAAGACAAUAAGAAGUUGUGAUCUACUGGCUUCCAGUUGGAUUUCUGUUGCAUGGUAUCCAAUUUACAGGAUUCCAACAGGACCAACUUUAAAGGAUCUUGAUGCGUGCUUUCUGUCAUACCAUUCCCUUUUUACCCCUAUGGGAGGUGUACAGGAUCCCCGAGCUCCUGUAGUGACAUAUCCUAGUGAUAUGGAUGGUAUCCCUAAGAUGUCAUUGCCUGUAUUUGGUCUUGCUUCAUACAAGUUCAGAGGGUGCUUGUGGACUCCUAGUGGAGGAUUGGAACGACAAUUAGCGAACUCCCUCUUGCAGGCCACUGAUGACUUUCUAAGGCUGCUUCAGGUCAAUCAUCCAGACUUUCUGUUCUUCAGCCGUCGAUGAUAGACUCAAAUGUGAUGCUGCAGUUGCUCUAAUAGUCGAAGCCUGUUUGCUUUGUUAACUGGUUCAAAAGUUGCUUGUUUGCUGUAUUCGGUGAAACUCAAGGUGGCAAGUUGGUUUUCGGUGAUUCUCUGUUUUGGGUUUCUCUCAUUUACUGAAAAGAGAAAGAAAAAAAUAGAAAAAAAAAAAAAAUUGAAUGAAACUUAUAGAAAGUGGACCUUUGGGCAUGUUAUGCUGGCUGUGUUAAGGCUCAGCAAAAGGUGAAUAGAGGAAAUAUAGAGUUAGAUAAGCUAUAGAUGGGCUAGUUAAUCAAAGUUGUUAGCCUAAGCAAGUUCAUCUUGCUUUGUUUUCCAUAUGUAUUAGCAAGGGUAUAUUAUGAAAAUACCAGGCUCUUUUUUAAUGUCCUGUUAAGUUUAGUGUGGGGAUUUUGAUAGAUGCUUUGUAAGUGUUAGCUUCAGGUUCCCCAAAUUUGUACGAGUCAUAACCUUGAUUGUGUUAUGAAUUUUAGUAACAGUUAGACCGAGUAUUAUACAUAAUCUGUUUUUGUCAAA